GGUGCGUUUGUUAUCAAUUGUAAGUGCGACGUGAUCGCGUGGGAGAAUCGGCCGGUAGUCCGCGUGAACAACAGUCUUUACUGGCAGAUGCUCUGGUGUGACAUUUUCCUAUAAUAAUCAGUUAAUAAUGACGAUGACGAUAAACGCGGAUCUACGGCGGGAACGCGAGAGAUGCAGCUUCGAUCCCAUGGAGCUCACGAAUUUCUGGGAUGGCAGUAAGGCAAAGACGUCGCAUCGGCAUGAGUUAGAAAACUUCUUUCUAAGUGAUCCGAUUCUGCAUGACAGAAUUCCCGCAAAAUACAAAAGUCAUAAGGAAAUUUACGAAGGCGCAAUAAUGAAAGGAUGUCGAGUGUUACAGAAGGUGCAACAGUUACAUGACUCGGGGAAAGGCGGCAUGGACGUUUUCUCACAAAUUUUAGGAGGUAUGUUAGGCUCAGCGAUACUGAAGGAUGGUAAUCCGUUGACACUACACUAUGUGAUGUUUAUACCUGCUAUUAUGGGACAAGGCACUGUUGAACAACAAGGAUAUUGGAUAUCUAGGGCUUGGAGCUGUAAUAUCAUUGGUACUUAUGCCCAAACGGAGCUUGGUCAUGGCACAUUUAUUAGAGGUUUAGAAACUACAGCGACCUACGACUCUGAGACUAAAGAAUUUGUAUUAAAUAGUCCGACUUUGACAUCAUACAAAUGGUGGCCUGGUGGUUUGGGUCAUACGGCGAAUUAUGCAAUUGUCGUUGCACAAUUAUAUACGAAAGGAGAGUGCAGAGGUAUUCAUGCCUUUAUUGUGCAACUUAGGAAUGAGAACACUCAUGAACCCUUACCAGGUAUAAAGAUCGGUGAAAUUGGCACCAAAUUAGGAAUGAAUGCAACUAAUAACGGCUUUCUCGGUUUCGAGAACGUUAGAAUACCGCGCGAACACAUGCUGAUGAAAAAUUCUCAGGUGCUGGAGGAUGGAACUUAUGUGAAAGCGCCUAGUGACAAACUUACCUACGGUACUAUGAUGUUCGUUCGAGUGGUAUUAGUACGCGAUAUCUCUAAUUACUUAUCAAAGGCGGUAACAAUAGCUAUCAGAUACAGCGCAGUGAGACGACAGAGUCAGAUAAAACCUGACGAGCCAGAAUCACAAAUUAUGGAUUAUGUUACUCAACAAUAUAAAUUGUUUCCCAAUCUUGCUGCGUGUUUUGCGUUUCGAAUGUGCGCCGAUUGGAUUUGGGAGAUGUAUAACAAUGUGACAGCUGAAUUAGAUCAGGGAGAGCUAGAAAGACUACCCGAGCUGCAUGCCUUGGCAUGUUGUCUAAAGGCAGUUGCAUCAUCAGAUGGCGCUACUGGUAUUGAGCAAUUACGAUUGGCAUGUGGUGGACACGGUUAUAUGGAUGCGAGCAACUUGCCGGCGACUUAUGGUUUAGUGACUGCUACUUGCACUUAUGAAGGCGAAAACACAGUUCUGCUAUUGCAAACGGCUAGAUAUCUGGUGAAAGCUUGGAGACAAGCUAUUGGCGGCGAAUCGCUUCCGCCGACUGUCGGAUAUUUAGCUGUUCUUUCGCGUGGAGUAAAACAGCGUCCUUGGAAAAAUACUUUAUCGUGUAUUGUGCAAGCGCAUCAAGCAGUUGCCGCAGGCAAAAUUCGUUUGGCAACGGAAAACAUGGACCGCAGAAUACGCAGUGGUACGGCAUCAGAAGAUGCAUGGAAUGAAACUAGCAUUGAAUUAGCACAUUGCGCGGAAUCUCAUUGCCGUGCUUUCUUAGUAAUGAGAUUCGUUGAAAAUGUCAGAGGAUUGACAUCUGUAUCCAAGCAGCUUCGCGAGGUUUUGAUGCAACUUUGCGAAUUGUACUCGAUAUAUUGGGUACUACAACGACUUGGAGAUUUUCUUCGUUUUUCCUGUUUAAAUAACGAAGAUGUUCCGGCGCUUCAAGCACGCUUCGAAGAGAUGCUCGCUGCAAUCCGUCCAAAUGCUGUCGGUAUUGUCGAUGGAUUCAAUAUUCGUGACGAGAUCCUCGCAUCCGCGCUUGGCGCAUAUGACGGCAAUGUAUAUCAGCGUCUCUUUGAUGAGGCAAUGAAAAGUCCUUUAAAUCAGGAGAGUGUUAACCAAUCCUUCCAUAAAUACCUUAAACCUUUCCUUAAAAGUAAUUUAUAGUCAUAUUAUUUUUAUCACAAAUAGU
Mycetomoellerius zeteki is the source of this 2156-nucleotide messenger RNA. RefSeq names its product acyl-CoA oxidase 1. Bases 128 to 2131 code for a protein of 667 amino acids. Gene Ontology annotation, biological process: lipid homeostasis; fatty acid beta-oxidation using acyl-CoA oxidase. The transcript is spliced from 11 exons. Gene Ontology annotation, cellular component: peroxisome. Gene Ontology annotation, molecular function: fatty acid binding; FAD binding; acyl-CoA oxidase activity. Lineage: Eukaryota; Metazoa; Arthropoda; Insecta; Hymenoptera; Formicidae. The record is from RefSeq and is a predicted model, not a curated record.